AUGGCGUCGUUCGAGGCUCUAUAUGGUAUGAAACGUGGAUCUCCCAUUGGGUGGUUUGAUAUUGGGGAAGAAGAGUUGAUAGGGCAUGACCUCGUGCAUCAAGCUAUGGUGAAGGUUAAGAUCAUUAUGGAAUGGUUAAAAACUACCAGAGUCAUCAAAAGUCCUAUUCAGAUACCGUACAGAGUCAUUCAUAGGAUUGGUCGGGUGGCUUACAGGCUUGAGCUACCUCCAGAGAUGCCCUUAGUGCACCUAGUGUUUCAUGUGUCUACUAUGUUGAAGAAGGUAGUUGGAGACAUGGCACUCAUUGUUCCGGUUGAGACUAUAGCGGUUAAUGAGGAAUUAAUGUAUGAAGAGAUUCCAGUUGCCAUUAUUGAUAGGCAAGUACAAAAGCUGAGAAAUAAAGAAAUUGCCUCCAUGAAAGUGCCAUGGCCAAACCAACAGGUGGAAGAGGCCACUUGGGAGGCCGAGGAAGAGGGGGAAAGGAAAUACUCUCAUUUGUUAGAAUAA
Molecule: messenger RNA, 507 nt
Organism: Nicotiana attenuata
Lineage: Eukaryota; Viridiplantae; Streptophyta; Magnoliopsida; Solanales; Solanaceae
Exons: 2
Coding region: 1-507 (168 amino acids)
Source: RefSeq, a predicted model, not a curated record